AUGAGUGCUGCAUUGCUUCGCGGCGACAGCUGUUCCGGGCGAGAAAAGCCUGCUGCAAAAAGGGUAGAGAAAUGUCGUUCAAAGCGGCGAGCAAUGCUGACAGCCGACGACAAUUUCAAUUUGAUGUGCCUUUGUGCUGAUGCUUAUCAAUGGCCAUGCUCUGCGCAGUUUCUGUGCUGCAUCCAUGGCGAUGCUGAGGCAGGCGGGUCAGUUCUGAAGAGCUACGGUGCGGUUCGUAUCAAGACGACUUGGCAAGUCGCCUGGGAGUGUAAAGAGUUGGCCAUGGCUGCAUGGCAGGCUGCUGGCCACCCAAGUUCGACGGAGGAGUUCGAAGGGCCUGGCUCCGUGAAGAAUCGAGCGGAGCUGUUCCAUGGCAUCUAUGACGUAAAUGCUGGCGGAGAAACACGCUGCCGCGGCCAUCACACACGGUGGGCAGCCAUAAAUGUUCCUGGUGCCGCGCUUGGCCUCCUGCUGGAAGGAGGUGAUUGUCGAGGCAUUUCCUGA
This is a messenger RNA of Symbiodinium sp. CCMP2592, 504 nucleotides long. The record is from the annotation of a GenBank genome assembly. Lineage: Eukaryota; Dinophyceae; Suessiales; Symbiodiniaceae.